This is a messenger RNA of Xenopus tropicalis (tropical clawed frog), 3429 nucleotides long. It is a transcript of the gene cip2a, whose product is annotated as cellular inhibitor of PP2A. The transcript has 21 exons. The record is from RefSeq and is marked provisional. Bases 80 to 2797 code for a protein of 905 amino acids. Lineage: Eukaryota; Metazoa; Chordata; Amphibia; Anura; Pipidae.
GGCGCGAAAUCUGACUUGCCAGUGUUGGUACAUUCAGGUUUGGUUCUGAGUCAGUUUUGAACCGGGGUCUGUGAGGGCUAUGGAUGCCACGUCGUGUAUGAAGAGCCUUCUACUGGCUGUAGCGCAGUACAAAACAUGUAAGAGUGACAGUAACGGGGGAGUGCUACAUCGGCAGCUGGAGGUAAUUAUUGGACUGAACCUGAACAAAUUGUUUGCAUCCAAUCAAAUAUUACCAAGUGAAUGUUUGAGCAGUCUUGUUGAGCUUCUCGAAGACCCAAACACCAGUCCUGCUAUUACAUUGAAAACCAUUAAUUUGAUUUCUAGUUUAGCUGCUGACAGUGAAACAAGUGAAACUCUUCAUGCAACAUACAACCUUACUAAUGUCUUGGCCGGACUGGUUCAUCGAUAUAGCUCCAUCAUUAAUGAUCCAGUUCUAUUACAGAGCAUUCAGUUGCUGCAAAGACUGACUUACAAUGUGAGGGUCUUACAUGCAAGCAUUAACAUUGAGGAACUAAUUGCUUUCUUGAUGAACCGCAUACAGACCCCAGAAGAUAAGCUAACAAUGCCUUGCCUUGGACUAAUGGCAAACCUUUGCCGGCAUAACCUUUCAGUCCAAACACAUGUAAAGUCUUUGAGUAAUGUAAAAGGUUUCUACCGUACCUUAAUCAGCUUCUUAGCCCAUACCUGUUUGACUGUAGUGGUUUUUGCACUUUCUGUUUUGGCAAGUCUUACAUUAAAUGAGGAGGUUGGUGAGAAGCUUUUUCAUUCCAGAAAUAUCCAUCAAACUUUCCAGUUAAUAUUUAAUAUCCUUGUAAAUGGUGAUGGAACUUUAACAAGAAUGUACACUGUAGAUCUUCUUAUGGACCUUUUAAAAAACCCCAAGAUUGCAGAUUAUCUCACAAGAUAUGAACAUUUCAAUUCUUGUCUUCAUCAAGUGCUAGGCCUUCUCCAUGGUAAAGAUCCAGAUUCUGCUUCCAAGGUACUUGAACUCUUGCUUGCAUUUUGCUCUGUGUCCAGAUUGCGUUGUAUUCUACGACAAGCCAUAUUUGACCAAGCUGGUAAACCAGGAGCAGGCAAUGGAAGACUUGGUCCUGGCACUAAGUCUUCAGAACCAGCUGUGUCCCUUGUUCAUUGGUCAAGCCAGUCUCUUGAAGCACCUCAGAAUUGUGCAGUGUUGGCUCUUGAGCUUUUUAAAGAAGUGUUUGCGGAUGCAAUUGAUGCUGGAAGCUGUCAGUCAGCUGAGCGCUUUGUAGAUCUGCUUCUGCCUGUCAUUCUUGAGCAGCUUCAAAUUCCUGAUCACGAACUGGAUGAAGCUCUGGCAAAGAAGAGUUGUGAAAGGGUAGCAAAAGCUUUGGAUGUCUUGAUAAUGCUUUGUGGAGAUGAUGUACUAAAGUUCCGCAUUACACGAAUACUUGCAGUGAACCGUUUUGUCUCUAUGGUGGAUUAUCAGUUUUCAUGCAGUGGUGAUACUGGCACAAAAAUGGUAGAUUCUGAACUUUUCAAAACUUCCACAGAUGUCAUUCUGAAAUCUCUGGAUCUCAUGAGCAGAAUAAAGCAGCUGGUGACAAAUAUGGAAGCUGCAUUCUACAAAAUCCUGCAGGAUCAUCGCUUGAUCACACCAUUAUCAUUUGCAUUAACAUCCAAAAACAGAGAGAGAGUUCAUUCAGGACUUAGAAUACUGUUUGAAGCUGCACCUUUGCCUGGAUUUCCUGCCAUAGUGCUCGGAGAGAGCAUUGCUGCUAAUAAUGCAUACAUACAGCAGGAGAAAGAUUGUCCACCAAAAAGAUUUGCUGUGCAAGUUAAUUCUAAUAACUGCAAAUCACCACAGUUCUUAAACAAUCAGAGUAUUGAUAAUUCGCCCACAAAACUUCAAGACCUUAUAUUAAAGCUGCAGACUGGAAUGGAGCUAAAAGAUCAGUCGAAUGAUGUAAGGAUUUCAGAUAUCAUGGAUGUAUAUGAACAAAAGCUGUCUGCCCUAGCAUCUAAAGAAAGCAGACUGCAAGAUUUGUUGGAAGCAAAGGCGUUGGCACUUUCCCAAGCUGAUAGGCUCAUUGCACAGUACCGAUGUCAAAGAGCUCAAGCUGAAGCAGAGGCUAGAAAGCUUGCUGCACUGUUAAAAGAUGCAGAAAAAAAGAACGAAGAACUGAGUUUACUCUUGAAGUCACAGCAGAUAGAAUCCGAGAGAGCAAAGAGUGAUAUUGAGCAGCUAUUCCAACACAGCAAAAAGCUACAAGCUGUUGCUGACGAACAUGAAAAAUUAAAGAUAUCCUAUACUGAGCAUCUUAUAAAAUAUGAGUUGUGUGAGAAACAAUACAAAGAAUUACAAGCAUCAUAUAAUCUGUUAACUAAACAAGCUGAAACAAUGAAAAAGCUGAAUGAUUCACUAAAAACACAGAAUGAACAGACUAUCUCACAACUUAAUGAACUAGAAAACCAACAUAAAGAUUUAAAUAAGCAACUGCAGGACAGAGAUAGUAAAAUAAAAAAUUUGCAGCAAAAACUAAAAUCAUUAGAGGAAAAGAUGAAAACAAAACAAAAGGAGAAAGAAGAAAUGGAAGAAACUAUAGAUGUUCUUCGCAAAGAAUUAAGUAAAACUGAACAAGCACGGAAGGAAUUAAGCAUUAAGGCAUCUUCCUUAGAAGUUCAGAAGACUCAGCUGGAAGCACGUUUGGAGGAGAAGGAAGCAGUUGUGAAAUUACAGCAAGAAGAACUAAACAAACAUUCACAUAUGAUUGCUAUGAUACACAGUCUAAGUAGUGGAAAACUCAAUACAGAGAACGUGAACCUCAGUCUUUAGAAAUAUACGGUUUGAUUCAUAAAGCAACCCUGGCCAAGUGUCUAGCAAGUGCUGUUCCAUGCACUUUCUGCUAAAUCUAUACAACAAGAAAGCACAAAACAGUGCCCCUAAGAGUAUUCAUUUUUCUAUUUUUAAACACUAUACUGGUGUACAGUAGAGAUUUUAGCCAUUUUUAAUAUGCUUAUUGUGCUAAUGUGGCAGGUUCCGGGUCAUUCUAAGUAUGUUAUUUUGAAGAACAAUGAAUUUUUUGCAGAUUUUAAAUAACACAUUUGUGAAAUAAAUUAUAUGCUUUUUACAUGCUCUCGUUAAGCUUUGUAUGUGUAUCUUCUGGCCAUAUGUAUCACUGAUUUAUUUUUCUCUUACUAUAUUUUCAGAUGCACUUUGUACUGUACUGUAGUUGUGUUUUAGUAUUUUUAGCUCAUUAACACAAACCAAACCUUUACUGGUACAUAAGAUCAAUAGUAUUUUUAAAUUAUUCAAUUCUUAUAUGCCUUAUAAGGGGCUUACUCAUCAACUGUGAAUGUGGAACUAAUGAGCAUUAUUGUGGCUCUGUAUCUUUAAAUGUAGCCUAAAUUUACAAAAAAAAGUCCCUUUUUGUGUAUAUAUAAAUAUUUAUAUAUUAAACACCUAAA